CUAGGAAACGUACACAAAUUUAUUUUGGACGUUAGACAGUUAAUAAAGUUGUAAUAAGCUUAAUAAUUUGUAAAAAGAAUGGAUGAACCGCCUGAAGAAUGCGAAGAUGAAGUUGCCCCGGUUCAGCAAGAACCUCAAGUUACUUCAUCGGAUCCAAACGAACGAAAAUUAGCUCGAAGGUUAAGGAUUGAGCGCAGAAUUGAAGCUUUAAGGAGAGCUGCUUUAAGUCGCAGAAACACCGAAGAAGAAGGGAUAGAGAUGCAGGAAGAUGAAGGGGAACAGGAUGAAUCUGAUAGUCCGGCAGAAAAGAGUCUGGUACAAACACAACUGGAAAAAAGUGCAGCAGUGAUGGAUAAAUUAAUUACGGAAGCUUAUGAGAAUGUUACAAAUGUGAGAGUAGCUAAUGAGAGUCGUGAAAUUGAUCGGAGGGAGAUUGAAGGGAUUAAUCGUGAGAAAUUAAUCGAAGCUUUGGAGGAAGAGGCUAAAAAGGCGGAGGAAAUGUUUGAAGAAAUUGCAGAUCAUUGGAGUGAUAUUUUAAAGUAUCACGAUCCAUUAGCAAUUCACGAUGAAAUGGAAUCGCAAAAAGAAAAAUGCGAGGAAUUAUUAAGGCAGAAAGAUGGAAUAAUAGCAAUGUUAAAAGACGAAAUAAAAAAAGCUGAAAUAAACUUCACAAACGAUCAAAAAAAGCAAAACCAAGACAUAACUUCAUUAACACACCGCAUCGAAAAUCAAAUUAAAGCAAUGAGAGUGGCUUACAAAGCGGAAAUACAACACAUCGACGAUGUUAUCAUAGAAGAAAGAAAAAUCUUAAUCGAUAUAAACAACCGACAAUGGGAAGAAUUAUACAAAAAACGCGAACUCGAAGAAGAACGCCAAGUUAAAAGAAAAUUCGAACAACAAGAAGAAUUCAUAGUAGCAAUGGACGAAAUACGUCGCGUUCAACAAGAAAAAUAUCGCGAAAUAAAAAUCAGAUUAGAAAAGGAACUCGAAACGAUCGAAACCGAAUUUGAAGCCAUCAAAUCGGCCGCGAUGAUGAAUUGCGAAAAAUUAGAUUACAACUUUCAAAUAUUAAAGAAACGCGAGGACGAAAACUUGGUUUUAAAUUCGCAACAAAAAAGGAAAAUUAAUAAAUUACAAGAUGUCGCGAUUGCGAUACGAAAAAGAAACACCGAAUACGAGGAGAAAACUAAUACGGAAAUUGCGAAGUUGAUUAAAGACGUUACUAAGUUGCAAAAUUCCGCUGUUGAAAUCAAAACGAAAGCUGUUACUUUGUCGAAGAAAAACGACGAGAAGUUUCAACAAAUUUGGGAAUUGAAUGCUUUUGAUGCGAAUAAAUUGGUUAAUAGAAUUAUGGGGAUUGAUAAAAUUUUGUAUGAACAACAAUUGGGGAUUGAAUGGAAAAAACCUGAGGGUGUUAUAUUGAAUCAGAAACAACUUGGGAGUUAUAUCAAAGCGAUGGACAUUUUAGGAAACGAAGAUUCUAAAAUCGUAACAAAAUCAAAAGCAAGUCGCACUCCGUCCGAAAUGUCAAAAGGUGAAACCAAAAAGCAACAUGAACCCCCCAAAGAUAUACGGGCUUACAAACGACUUUUAAGGCAUAUUUUGGAUCGCAUCUCGGAAAGGAGCGGGUUCUUAAUGGAGAAGCGUCUCGAGGAGUUAUUAAAACCCUACGAAAUAAACAACCAACAUUUAGUUCAAAUCGAUAACGUAUUCACCGCCCUAGGAAUAAAAGAACAAGAAAACAUAGAUCAAUUAUGCUAUUUCUUUCUACCUUACGCUAAAUGCGCAAUUUGUGCCAAAUCGGGAACCCCCUCAAUUAAAGGAUCAGAGAAAUUUUCUACCACAGCUUUAGACGAUACGAACACAAGUUCAACAAUAAGUCUUGAAGAACCGCUUUAUAAACGUAUCCAACAAACCGUUUCUCAACCCGAAGAUGUUAUCUCAAACAUAAUCCAUAACUUAGUGGCUAUAGAAGAUAGUAGUGAUAGCACUUUAAGUGAAAGUUCAACAACGACGGAUGAAUGUAUGGCGCCUUCCGUUCCAUCGGAAAAAGGGGAUACACAAACGAUUACAACGUUACGAAAAUCGGUGCAUAGCACGAGAUUUAUGUGCAGAUUUAAUCACCCCUUACAAGUGAGCCCAGCGUACGUUAUUAGGGCUUUAAGAGAAUUUUUAGCGGCUUAUUUCAACGAUAAUUCAAGUUUGGAAGGGGCCGGGGUGGUUCAUAUUGAUAGACACGAAACUUUAUCGAGAUUAUUAAGCGAUGAUGAUAUAAAAUUAUUUUGGAUGAAAUAUAAAACGUUUUUUAAUGUGGGUAGGAUGAGAAUGUGGCAUGGAUUGUUUAUUGGAUUGCAGAAGUAUUACGAAAUGUUGAAAGAUCGGAGGAAAUUGAAUGAUGAAGUUUUGUGUUUGCGAACGCAAAAUGUUGAGCUAAAACGCUUGUUGGCACGUUAUGACAAAGAUGAAGAAAAGUUGGAGAAACCACCUUGUGCGGGACAAAGGGAAGUUUAUAUGGCGCCGUAUCAACCUAAACCAUGUCGAAAAUAAACAAUAAAAUUUAUUUUUUUUU
Messenger RNA from Onthophagus taurus, 2569 nucleotides. Its product is annotated as dynein regulatory complex protein 1 homolog. Gene Ontology annotation, biological process: axonemal dynein complex assembly; cilium-dependent cell motility; regulation of cilium movement. The record is from RefSeq and is a predicted model, not a curated record. NCBI's taxonomy places the organism in Eukaryota, Metazoa, Arthropoda, Insecta, Coleoptera, Scarabaeidae. Gene Ontology annotation, cellular component: axonemal dynein complex; axoneme.